Molecule: messenger RNA, 2809 nt
Organism: Phyllopteryx taeniolatus (common seadragon)
Lineage: Eukaryota; Metazoa; Chordata; Actinopteri; Syngnathiformes; Syngnathidae
Gene: sav1
Product: salvador family WW domain containing protein 1
Exons: 5
Coding region: 140-1345 (401 amino acids)
Biological process (GO): hippo signaling; regulation of cell population proliferation; apoptotic process
Molecular function (GO): protein binding; molecular adaptor activity
Source: RefSeq, a predicted model, not a curated record
ACGCUCCUCCCCCGUACAAAAUGCUCUCUCUCUCCGCGCUUGGCGACGAGGAGAGCGGGGCGGCCGCCGAGCGGAGGGCUUGACAGCGCCGCGUUGUUGACGUCCUCUCCCCCACCCCCACCCUCACACUGGAGUUAUUAUGCUCUCGCGAAAGAAGAGUAAAAGCGAGUCGUCGAAGCCGGCCGAGGUCCACGGGAAGUAUGUGAAGAAGGAGACGUCGCCGCUCCUCAGAAAUCUUAUGCCCUCGUUCAUCCGCCAUGGCCCCACCAUCCCCCGCCGCGCCGACGUGCCGAUGCCCGACAUGGUGCCUUCCGCCUACCCGGCGGCCCCCGGCCGGGAGCCAACUGUGUCCCGCAGCAAGAGCUUCCUGCGCGCCCCUGUGCCGCUUCCGCCGCAUGAGGCGGCCCGCCGCGAGAGCCAUCGCUUGUCCGCGCCGCCGUACCUGCCGCGCAGCCUGGGCGAGCUGCCGCACGAGUACGCCGGCUCGCUGCAGUCCUUCUUGACGGACGGCGGCCCCGUGUCGGAGAACGGGGACGCCGGAAGAUACUACUACCACCCCCAGGAGGCUUCCUAUUAUGACGGACGCCAGCCCCGGAGGAUGACUGAACGCUUCCCGGACGACUACCGCUACUAUGAGCACGGAGAACACAACUUCCAAAGACUGCAGCGGCAACACACCCCCCCCACACCCAGCAGACCCCCCUCAGGCAUAGGUCGAAUCCAGGCCAAGUCGCUGGGGAACCUCUCCAGCCUGACAGCAGAGGACCUGCCCCUCCCCACCGGCUGGACCGUGGACUGGACCAUUCGUGGCAGGAAGUACUACAUCGACCACAACACCAACACCACGCACUGGAGCCACCCGCUGGAGCGCGAGGGGCUCCCGCCGGGCUGGGAGAAAGUGGAGUCGGCCGAGUUUGGCGUCUAUUACGUGGACCACAUCAACAAGAGGGCGCAGUAUCGGCACCCUUGCGCUCCCAGCGUGCCCCGCUACGACCAGCCACCGCCUCUGCCGCCGCCACCUAUUACCUAUCAGCCGCAGCCCGCCGAGAGGAACCAGCCGGUGCUGGUGCCGGCCAACCCGUACCACACCGCCGAGAUCCCCAAUUGGCUGCAGGUUUAUGCCCGUGCCCCCCUCAAGUACGACCACAUCUUGAAGUGGGAGCUCUUCCAGCUGGCUGACCUGGACACGUACCAGGGCAUGCUGAAGCUGCUCUUCAUGAAGGAGCUGGAGCACAUCGUCAAGUCGUACGAGGCGUACCGCCAGGCGCUGCUCUCCGAAGUGGAGGCGCGCAAACAGCGGCAGCAGUGGUACGCCCAGCAGCCCCCCGGCAACAGCUUCAUGUGACCAAAACGCGCCACCCCCAUGCCCCUCUCCGCCCUGUGUGCCUUUGCUUUUUCAUCAAAAUAUAUCAACUAUAUAGAAAAUAUAUAUAUAUAUAUAUAUAUAUAUAUAUAUAUAUAUAUGUUGUUGUUUUUUUUUAUAUAAAUACACUUCUGGAAACACUCCGAUGAAGAAGCUAUGAUGUGGCAGGACUGGCAAAACAAUGUUGUGCCUUUUUAAACGGUGAACCAAAACGCCGACGUGGAGGAAGACGGGCAGCUUCUUCGGAUUCUUGGCCCUUUGUGCAGUUUAAAACAUUUUAUAAAGACAAUCCACCAAAACACGGGCGAUAUUUAAGUGUCGAUAAGGAACGCAUCUUUAUUUAAUUAAAGAUAAGCAUCACCUCGGAAAGAUAAGCUACUGGAACUUUUGGAAACACUUUCAUGUAAAAGACUUUAAAAAGAAGUUAUUUUUUGUCUUUUAUCAAGACUCUGUUAAGCCUGUUAUCUUUUUUUUUUAUUAUUAUUAUUUUUACGAUAUUCCGAAAUGUCUCAAAGCCAUAUGUUGCUGGUUGAACAGGACACUUUGCUACCAGCAGGAAAUUUUGAAAUAUCAUAUUUUAAUAUAUUAUUAUUAUAUCUAAAAAUGUGUAUGCAGGUUCCGCCCGUUCCUAUGGGGAUUUAGUAGGAUUUUGUACGAAAAGGAAACGAGCUGUAAUUAGUAGUUAAUGGAAAAGUAGUUUCAAUAAAUUAGAAUAUAGUGUAAAGCUUUAUUUCAGCAGUUCAAUUCAAAAAAAGUGAAACUCAAAAGGUUCACUACACACAGGGGGAAAUAUUUCAUGAUUAUAUUUAUUUUCAUAAUUUUGGUGAUUGUUGCUUUAAGCUCACAAAAACCCCAAAUUCACCAUCUCAAGGAAUUAUAGAAAUUAGGUGUGAAUUGACCCAUUUUCUUAAUCUAUAUAAUUGAGUUUCCACUUUUUGAAUCAAACUACUGAAAUUAUUUAACAUUUAUUCUAAUUUAUUGAGAGCUGGACCAGUACAUUGGCUUCAUCACCAUGAAUCCAAUAUGUUUUAGCUUGCGUUGAAACUAUACGCGUUAGUAACAUUACGAGAGAGCUCAAAUCAGGCCAAAAAUCAAAUCUUUUACUUCAAUUUUGAUAACGUCUCAUCGAUUAUUGUGUCAAAAGACGAUCAAUAGUUUGAACUGACCUUAGUAUUGGCUUGUGAUGGUUUUACAUUGUGGUGACCCAGGUGGGUCACCGCUCGUAAUAACAAGGCUUAACUUUUCGUACAGUUUCCUGAUACACCCACUAGAGAACGCACUAGCAGUUUGUGAACGUGUCGAAAGGAUGUUUGUAACUCAGAACGGUCUCCAUUUUGUGCGUUUUGCCACAAAAUACACUACAAUAACAACGAGGUGGAGUCCAAACGGAGUCAAGCUGCAGGUUAUGUACAACCUGGUGUAAUAAAACCUCAAGUCUGCUUUCUA